Carassius auratus (goldfish) is the source of this 3273-nucleotide messenger RNA. RefSeq lists its product as uncharacterized. The record is from RefSeq and is a predicted model, not a curated record. Bases 74 to 1309 code for a protein of 411 amino acids. NCBI's taxonomy places the organism in Eukaryota, Metazoa, Chordata, Actinopteri, Cypriniformes, Cyprinidae. The transcript has 4 exons.
CCGCAUUCCUUCUUUAGCUCUCAAACUUGGGCAUUCUUUAAACAAGAUAUCUAGCAUUGUUGAGAGCAAUGCCAUGAUGUAUGGAGAUCAUGAGCAUGCUGAGUGUGCCCGAGACUUCAGGAAAAUACACCAGGCAAGGUGGAAUGAGUACAUUUCUGCUGGUGCUAUAACUACAUUGAAAGAAGCCAAGUGGAACACACCACAGAUCAUUCCUUUCACUCAGGAUGUCAAAGUCCUGCACACACAUCUUGAAAAGAAACACAAUGAGCUCCUAAGUAAGCUCAGAUCUUGCCCUUCUGCUGACAGCUACGCUGCUCUAGCCAAGGUCACGCUGUCCCAGGUCAUCCUGUUCAACCGAAGGAGAGAAGGUGAGGUAUCCCGGAUGCUUUUGUCAGCUUUUAAAAGCAGGGAUUCUUCUGAGCUACACGAAGACAUUGCCAUCUGUCUGUCUGAGUUUGAGAGGAAGCUGUGUCUGCACUUCUCAAGAGUUGAGAUCCGUGGUAAACGAGGGAGAAAGGUUCCUGUGCUCCUCAAGCCUUCCAUGGUUUCUGCCAUGGAGCUGCUUGUUGAAACGCGUGAGCUUUGUGGUGUUCCAGCAGAGAAUCCCUUUAUGUUUGCUAGAUGUGGAGCAAUGUCUGCCUACAGAGGAGGAGAGUGCAUCAACAAAGCUGCUUGCGAAUGUGGCAUAAAGAACCCUGAUGCACUGUCAUCAACUAGGCUUAGGAAACACAUAGCAACCAUGUCUAAAAUUCUUAACCUUAAUGAGAAUGAAGCAGAUCAACUGGCUGAUUUCCUUGGUCACGAUAUCAGAAUCCACAGACAGUAUUAUCGGUUACCAGAGGGAACACUGCAGCUGGCAAAAAUGAGUAAAGUCCUAAUGGCCAUGGAGAAAGGAACACUGUCUGACUACAAAGGAAAGAAACUUGAUGACAUUGAAAUCGACCCAAAUGAGCAACUUGAGGCCCAAGGUGAUUCCAUGUCAAGUGAUGAGGAGGAUUCCAGUGACCUAUCUCAGACGACAGCACCAGCACCAGUACAGACUGAUCAACCUGUUCAAUCUGAACAAGCUGUUUCACAGGAGGAUCAAGGUUCUUCAAAUGCUCCAAAAAAGAAAUGGGAGGACAGUGAGGUAAAAGCAGUAGAGAGACACAUGAUGAGUUUCAUCAAGACAUGCAAAGUUCCUGGUAAGCAAGACUGUGAAAGAUGCAUUCACGCAGAGCCAGAAGCUUUGAAGCAGCGAACAUGGACUGGUGUGAAAAAUUAUGUGCGGAACAGGAUCACGACUCUUAAAAGAAAGGGUGGUUUGUAGGAAGGCACAAACACUUCAGCACUUUGCACAUUAUGCUCUUUUUGUAGGAAAUGGAGCUAAAUUAAAAGAAAUGAGGAUAAAGGUGUAGAAAUAUUUUGUGGAUGGAAUGAAACAGAAUAUAAAGUGAAAAGUUAGAGUAUAAGAAGGUUAAUGAAGAAGUAGAGGAUAGUAAGAGUCAAUUUUCUUUGUUCAGUUACAAUAUAGUUGGAUGAAAUGUCAUGUUAAACUUUUUGAUAUUUCUGUCAUAGAGGGAGGAGAGAAUGUAAAGAUGAUAAAAAAGGGAAGAGUGAAUAGCUGUGCUGGACAUGGGCUAUGGCUGGAUGUAACCGAUUGGUGAGAGUUAAUGUGUGCAGACGAGAGAAGCUGAAAACUGAGAUGUGAUGUCAGACACUUUCUGCUUCCUGUAGUGAUGCAGAGCCAGAAGCUUUGAAGCAGGGAACAUGGACUGGUGUGAAAAAUUAUGUGCGGAACAGGAUCACGACUCCUAAAAGAAAGGGUGGUUUGUAGGGAGGCACAAACACUUCAACACUUUGCACAUUAUGCUCUUUUCGUAAGAAAUGGAACUAAAUUAAAAGAAAUUAAGAUAAAGGUGUAGACAUUAAAAUUAAGAGACGCUCGCGCUGUUUGCAUACUUUACCACAGCUGAAGUAGAAAAAAUGCAUUAUUUUCCAAAUACACAGAUAUUUUGGAGACAUUUUCAUUCAAUACAUGCACUGCUUGAUACAGUGUCUGUUUGUACAAGAAUAAAGUUCAACAUAAGCCUAAAUACCAACGUAAAGAGGGAGGAGAGAAUGUAAAGGGGACGUAAAGUGGGAGGAGAGAAUGUAAAGGGGACGUAAAGAGGGAGGAGAGCAUGUAAAGAGGGAGGAGAGCAUGUAAAGAGGGAGGAGAGCAUGUAAAGGGUACGUAAAGAGGGAGGAGAGACAGCGACGCCCUUGCUGUGCCAUAAGGCAACAGAGUACAACUAGAGUGAUUGGAGAGCAGGAGGACUCAGAUAGAGCAGAUUCUCUAGAGCGACUCACGAGCUCUGAUGAUGACACAGCUAAUCCACGAUUGGCAGAGUACACCGCUUGACAACGAUCACGUGUGUUUCAUGUCUCUUCUCACACCUUCAGUUCCACUAAGGAUCACAUCUGUUCUUUAUAACAGUAAAAGCUCUUUUCACAUAGUUGCGAUAAAUGUUUAUCAAAAUAAAACAAAUAAAACAAUGUAGACCCCACUUCACUGGUAUUUAGGCUUAUUUUGAACUUUAUUCUUGUACAAACAGUAGUGCAUGUAUUGAAUGAAAAUGUCUCUGAAAUAUCUGUAUUUGGAAAAUAAUGCGUUUAUUCCACUUCAGCUGUGGUAAAGUAUGCAAACUUAGCCUGAGCAUCACUACAGGAAGCAGAAAGUGUCUGACAUCACAUCUCAGUUUUCAGCUUCUCUCGUCUGCACACGGCAACUCUCACCAAUCGGUAACAUCCAGCCACAGCCCAUGUCCAGCACAGCUAAUAUAAGGGAGGAAUAGAGGGAGUAAAUGUAAAGAGGAUAAAGAGAGGGAGGAGUAAAGCGGGUAAAAAGAGUGAGGAGUAGAGUUAAAUAGGAUAGAGAGAGGGAGGAGUGAAGAGGGAGGAGUAGAGUUAAAGAGGAUAGAGAGGGAGGAGUAAAGAGGGUAAAAAGAGGGAGGAGUAGAGUUAAAGAGGGAGGAAGUAAAGGAGGAAGUAGAGAGAUUUUGAAGAAGGGUGGAUGGAGGAAGUACAGAGGAUAGUUGGGCACUGAGAAUCAUUCCCACCUCCAAGUUAAUUGAUUUUUCAUUGUUGUUCUUUAAAAAAAAAAAUUUUUUUGAAGUUCUGUCAUUAACUGCAAUGUGCACUUUCAACACAAUGUGUCCAAGACUGUUAAUAUUAAAGAGUCAUUUAAUCGGAGUGUGUGUGUCACUCGAGUCCCCAAAGAGUCAUUUAAUCGGAGUGUGUGUGUCACUCGAG